UAACUGUUGGUCAUCUUGCAUCGGAGAACUUCUCUGGCGUGCUCUACUGCAGUGGACAUAAGAUGAGUAAUUUUCUUCAGUAAAAUACUUUUUAAGUCGCUGAAGGCCUUAAUUAUUUACAAGAAUGCAGUUAGUAAACUGAAUCUUGAACCUUCAUGGAAAACCAAUCCGUUUGAAAAUCGUUAACAAAUGUAACAAUUUUUUUUUUUUUAAGUACACUUUUCAUUGACAAUAAUAUUUUACAGCGCGAACGUCUCCGACGCAAAAUGGCCGACAAGUGACAAUGUUUUAAUAUACAGUAUAGUAUUUAUGGCCGCAUGCAUCGAAAGAUGUCACGGCAUAAUCGGAUGUGACGUAUUCUAUGCCUUAGCAUAUGGCGCUGCCGCAAAAGCGCUAGCAAUUAAUGGGAAAAUGGUUGCACAAACGGAUAAACAACAAAGCCACAGGCCGGGCGUUUACAAGCAGAAAAACAAAGGACACAAACAUGGCAGGCAUCGAACAAAAGGUGAAAUCGAAAGGGAGAACAAAGGGAGGGUGUCCGUGAUCGCCCUCAGCAAAAAACAGAGAAAAGAGCAACGGAAGAUGGACAGGAAGAACAAAGCCAAUCAGAUUCGCAAGAAUAAGAGAGACAUGAUUUUAUCGGAGAAACGCCGUUUGGGCAGCCGGGAUGGCCCUCCUAUUCUGGUUGCUGUUGUGUCACUUCAUGCAUCUGUGGAUGCUGGCUCUGUAACUAAAUUGCUACGCCAAGAGGGAGCAGGGGGUGUUGUACACCAGGAGCAGGCUGUCAGUGGCGCCAGUGACAGUUUCGGGCUAGUCGUGCCUCGUUUUAAACAAAGAUUCACCUUUCUUAGGAUCAACACAGAUGACAUGCAUUCACUGCUUGAUGUUGUAAAGAUGGCAGAUAGCCUUGUGUUUGUGUUGGAUUCAUCUGAAGGCUGGGACAACUACGGGGAUUACUGUCUCUCCUGUCUAUUUGCCCAGGGCCUCCCCAGCUACGCUCUUGUGUGUCAGGGUGUAUCUGACCUCCCCACAAAGAAGAAGGUAGAGUCUCGCAGGCUGUUGUCCAAAAUCACGGAACUCCGCUUCCCAGAGGCCCGUCUUUUCCCACUUGACACAGAGCAGGAUGUCACACUUAUGCUCAGACAUUUGGGCAUGCAGAGGCACCGAAAGCUGGGUUUCCGGUCUCGGCGCUCCCAUCUAAUUGCCCAAUGUGUCGCUUAUACACCCAAUACCUCCUCUGCCCAAUGCUCCACUGGCCUUGGCACUCUCCAUGUCUCUGGGUAUGUUCGCGGACGUCCUCUCAGAGUGGACAGGCUGGUGCACAUCAGUGGACAUGGAGACUUUCAGCUAAGUCAGAUUGACGCGCCACUGGACCCGCUUCCUUUAAUCACAACUGCACCAAGGCAAUCAAAGCCUGGCAAGGGAGGAGAUGUUGAUAUGCAGGAUAAUGAGGAAACCGAGGCUCCCGUUCGAGUGCUCAUGAAAGCUGACCCCACUUGUAGGGAGAGCCUACAGUCGGAGGCUGAGGUGGACCCAAUGGAUGGAGAGCAAACGUGGCCCACAGAAUCGGAGCUGUUGGAAGCAGAAGAAGCCAAAAAGAACAAACGGGUGAUGAAAGUCCCAAAAGGAACAUCCGACUACCAGGCGGCGUGGAUUGUUGACGAUGAUGAGGAAAACUGUGAUCUUGAUGAAGAAAGUAGCGAAGACGAUGAAUAUGAUGACGACAUGAUGGAUGAGACCCUUGAUGGGAAUGACAAUGACUCACAGGAUGCAGGUUCGGACCUUGCCUCAGAAACUGAGGAGGAGCAGCAGGAGGAGGAGGAAGAAGUAUGCUCCACUGAGCGAGCCGGGGCCGACCAGCGUUACGAUGAAGACAUGGAUGAGACUGCGGAAGAGGAAGAUCUGAAGCGUUACCGCGAGGCACGAGCAAAUGACAUGUUCCCCGAUGAGGUGGACACGCCCCUCGACGUGGAUGCCAGAAUCAGGUUCCAGCGCUACAGGGGCCUUAAAAGUUUUCGCUCGUCUCCCUGGGAUCCCAUGGAGAAUUUGCCUCACAACUAUUCUCGCAUCUUCCAGUUCCAGAACUUUGAGCGUACCCGCCGCCGCAUCUUGACUGAAGCUGCUCAAGAGGAGGAGGGUGCCAUGGUGGGCUGGUACGUCACGCUGCACGUCAUUGAUGUGCCGCCCUCCGUGAUGGAAAGCGUGCAGGCAGGGAAGCCACUGGUGCUAGUGUCUCUUCUACCGCAUGAACAGAAGAUGUCAGUGAUGCACCUUUCAGUAAGGAGGCACCCCAGCAACUCUGAGCCCAUAAAGUCCAAAGAGGAGCUGGUGUUCCACUGCGGUUUUCGGCGAUUCAGGGCCUCGCCCAUCUUUUCCCAGCACACCUCGGGGGAUAAACACAAGAUGGAGCGCUUUCUCAGGCCAGAUGCCGCUACUGUGGUGUCAGUGUAUGCUCCCAUUACCUUCCCCCCGACAGGAGUCCUGCUUUUCAAACAGAGAGAUGAUGGUGUCCAGGACCUUGUGGCCACAGGCAGCCUGCUCAGUUGUGAUCCUCAACGCGUUAUGCUCAAGAGGAUCGUGCUUAGCGGACACCCAUUCAAAAUUAACCGAAGGUCUGCCGUUGUCCGUUACAUGUUUUUCAACAGAGAUGACAUCAUGUGGUUCAAACCUGUGGAGCUUCGCACUAAAUGGGGACGGAGGGGCCACAUCAAAGAGACUUUAGGAACUCAUGGUCAUAUGAAGUGCGUGUUUGAUAGCCAGCUGCGCUCUCAAGACACAGUCCUGAUGAACUUGUACAAGCGGGUCUAUCCUCGUUGGACGUUUGACCCCUAUGUCCCCUUGCCUUUGCCCUGGUUUAAACGAGAGUCGACAGUGGACGUGAAUGACUUGGACAUGGAGUAGCAUGACACAGUGUGGAUUUCAGAACAAAUAUAUCAUUGGUAUUGAAUAAAAUUAUCAAGAUCCCAUGCAUUUUGUUACAUAUGAUUGGGAAACAUGAUUUGGGAAGCAGGCGGCACGGUGGCAGAGUGAACGUCCAGCUCACAGUUCUGAGAUCAAGGGUUCAAUCUCGGGCUUCAACCUUCCUGUGUGGAGUUUGCAUGUUCUCCCCCACACCUGCGUGGGUUUUCUCCAAGCAUGCAUUGUAGGCUGAUUGAACAUUCUAAAUCAGGGGUCUGCAAACCAGUCCUCAAGGGCCGCUGUGGGUCCUGGUUUUUGUUCCAACCGAUCAAGCACCGACAGUUUAACCAAAGAUGUUUUUGCUAAAACAAGCAGCACCUGACUGCAAUCAACUGAUUACACUUGUAAGACACCAGAUUGGUGAAAAGGUGUUGUUUUGUUGGAAUGAAAUCCUAUGUGGAAUAGUUUGGCGACCACUGCUCUAAAUUGUCCCUAGGUAUGUGUGUGUGUGUGUGUGUGUGUGUGUGUGCGAAUGGUUGUGCCCUGCGAUUGGCUGGCAACCGAUUCAGGAUGUACCCAGCCUACUGCCAACAGUUAGCUGGGAUUGGCUCCGGCACUCCUGUGACCCUCGUGUGGAUAAGUUGCUCGGAAAAUGAAUAAAAUGAUUGGGAAAUUUACAGUG
Messenger RNA from Corythoichthys intestinalis (scribbled pipefish), 3580 nucleotides. RefSeq names its product TSR1 ribosome maturation factor (gene tsr1). The record is from RefSeq and is a predicted model, not a curated record. Bases 310 to 2901 code for a protein of 863 amino acids. Gene Ontology annotation, molecular function: GTP binding; U3 snoRNA binding; GTPase activity. Gene Ontology annotation, cellular component: nucleus; preribosome, small subunit precursor. Lineage: Eukaryota; Metazoa; Chordata; Actinopteri; Syngnathiformes; Syngnathidae. The transcript has 15 exons. Gene Ontology annotation, biological process: ribosome biogenesis; endonucleolytic cleavage of tricistronic rRNA transcript (SSU-rRNA, 5.8S rRNA, LSU-rRNA); maturation of SSU-rRNA from tricistronic rRNA transcript (SSU-rRNA, 5.8S rRNA, LSU-rRNA).